AUGAAGAUGAAGCAUGCUGAAAAUGUGCAAGACUACAUCACCCGAGUCUUGGACAUUGUCUACCGCAUUAGAUUGCUUGAAGAGGAGGUACCAGACAAGGUUGUUGUCUCCAAGAUCCUAAGAAGCCUUGCACCAAGGUUUAAGCAUGUGGUCUCCUCUAUUAUUGAAGCAAAGGAUCUUAAAACACUAUCUGUAGAAGUGUUGAGUGGUUCUCUCAAGACACAUGAGUCUAUGUUAGCUUUGACUCCAGAUGAUGGAGAAAAGAAAGCAUUUUAUGCUGGUUCCAGUGAGGUGAACUCAUUCAAAGGAGGACGAGGACGCGGGAGAAGCUCCUUCAGAGGGCGUUUUCGAGGUUGA
Messenger RNA from Dioscorea cayenensis subsp. rotundata (Guinea yam), 357 nucleotides. RefSeq lists its product as uncharacterized. The coding region runs from base 1 to 357 and encodes 118 amino acids. NCBI's taxonomy places the organism in Eukaryota, Viridiplantae, Streptophyta, Magnoliopsida, Dioscoreales, Dioscoreaceae. The transcript has a single exon. The record is from RefSeq and is a predicted model, not a curated record.